Messenger RNA from Dentiscutata erythropus, 1392 nucleotides. The record is from the annotation of a GenBank genome assembly. NCBI's taxonomy places the organism in Eukaryota, Fungi, Glomeromycota, Glomeromycetes, Diversisporales, Gigasporaceae.
UGGAUUCCACGUAAAGAAAAUGACGAAAAUACCAAUAUAUGUCAUAAGCUUGAUAGAUACGUUAAUUCACCUUAUUCCAACAAAGAGUAUCUUAAUUAUUCUGAUAUAAUAGAAACAGUGAAAGAAAACCUUAAAGGAUUCUAUGCGUUACUAGAUCAAGCAAAAGAAGAACCAAAUCCAGGAUUUACUGUAAGACCUAUUGACCUAAUAUCUGAAUUAGAUUUUGUGUUAAAGAAUAAUUAUUCGCACGAAUUUCAAUUUAUUUACGAUGUUACAGAUCUUAUUCAAGAAUUGAGAGAUGGACACACUUCAUUAUCACAAGUACAGCUUUCAUCAGGAACUUUCCAUCAAAUUAAUGAUUUUAAUGACAUAAAAGACCCUAGCAACAUCGAUUGUCAAGUUAUAGAUAUAGAUGACAAACCAGCGAUUGAAGUAAUUACUGAAUUUGCUAGAAAUCACACGUCUUUUGCAAGAGAUUUGAAUGCUAGAUUUAAUUCAGCCCUUGCAUCACUUGCUUUUGGAAAAGGUGAUUUUUAUAUUGCAGGACAAUUAUUCACAAUUAGAAAUCAAUUGCCAAAAAUCCAAGUACUUCUUACACAUUUAAUUGCAAUGGACUUAGGCGUGGUCUUGAUUUCAACUGAAUCUAAUUUAAAUAGUGACCCUGACCUUGAAUAUCGUUUCCUGACUAAUGUAGCCAUUGGAUUUAAAUUACUUGCUGACAAAGGUAUAAAAAAGGCUAAUAAUGAUCUUUCUAUUCCGACUAUAGAAGAAAUUUCAAAGCUUAAAAUUGAUAGUGAAUUUGAUUAUAGGUCAUUUAUUUCUGCAAAGACAAACUCUUCAUUUGAUAGCGUUAACGACUUUAUUGGAAAUAAUGUAUAUACUCGUGGUGGUGUUCAUGUUAAAUACACUUCAAAAGCAUUUAUUAAUGAUACAACACUUUAUAGUGGGACUUUGAAACUUCUAACACCUCCAAAACUUCCUUGGACCGAGAAAGAUAUUAUAAUUUUAACAAAUGGAUUAUGUCAAUCAGCAUGUGCGCUUAUAACUCAAAGAUUAGCAAAAAUUAAUGUUCCAACCAUAGCCGUUGGUGGAUUUUCGAAUACUCGAUUUUCUUUUGCUCAAAGUGCUGUUGGAGAUGCAUAUUCUUCUGACGACAUUCUAUUUUUACUUGAACAACUUAGGGAUCUAGAUAGUUCUUUAAUUUCUAAAUUAUCUAUUCCUGCAAAUUUAACGUUGUCUUUUAUUCUAGCUGAAGCCUACAGUCUUAAGAAUCCAAAUGAAGUUAUGGAUUAUGCUUUUAGACCAGCAGAUUAUCAAUUGUACUAUGAUGAACGGAGUGCUAGAGAUCCAAGCCAAUUAUGGAUACAAGCUGCAAAAUAUUUUGGAAAGUAA